UUAUAAAAUUUUCUAUAAAAUAAAUGGAAGAUAUCAUUUCCGAAGAGAAGAACAUUGAAUCCAGUCUAAAUGACUUAAUGAAGACCCUGCCUUCAUAUCAUCUACGGAACUGGAGUUUUCUGAAGCAAUAUGCCUUUUUCGAUCCAAUAGUCUACUCCAGAGAUGCUGAAUCCUUUACUAAUUAUUCAAAAGUAGAGGAUAUUGUUUUUAAUUAUACAAAAAAAUACAGAGAAAUCACUAAGCUUAAGAAAGCUUGCCAGAAUUUAAAGAAAAUAAGUAGCCUUAAGAUUAUUGGAAGUAAACACACAUAUACGGAAAGUCUUAAGAUAUAUAAUGUGUAUCCUUUGCUCUAUAAAGUUACAAGAUUCGUCAGCUUUGACGGAAUGAAGAUCCAAAGAAAAUGAUUCCAAAGAAUCUUUGCUAUUUGAAAUAAAACAGAAGAAAUAUGAUUCAUUGACUGCAUAAUCAUGACAAAGGGAUUUGAUCUUUCGGAGAUUUCAGAAUCGUUACAGUUUGGUGUCAAAAAGCUUGAGUUUUAUUUAUGAGCAGAUCCUGAGAGGCAAGAUGGAUUCCCCAACAAAUUUGAAAAAGUGUUUUACUCUAUUUUAAGAUCUAAUCUGAGAAAUAGCUUAGAAGAAGUUGAAAUAACAGCUACUGAGACAUACCAACACUUCGAUGAUGAAGUGGAACAAGAAUAUGACUCGUACCAUAUAAAACUCAAAAUCUCUCAUGUCAGAGACAUCUAACCUCUCCUUGCUCGAAAUCCACUCAUAAUCAUCCAAACCCCUAAUCUCUCUCUAUUUCAAUC
Molecule: messenger RNA, 808 nt
Organism: Moneuplotes crassus
Lineage: Eukaryota; Ciliophora; Spirotrichea; Euplotida; Euplotidae
Source: the annotation of a GenBank genome assembly